Messenger RNA from Coniophora puteana RWD-64-598 SS2, 1749 nucleotides. RefSeq names its product peroxisomal acyl-CoA-dehydrogenase. The record is from RefSeq and is a predicted model, not a curated record. NCBI's taxonomy places the organism in Eukaryota, Fungi, Basidiomycota, Agaricomycetes, Boletales, Coniophoraceae. Bases 72 to 1631 code for a protein of 519 amino acids. The transcript has 14 exons. Gene Ontology annotation, molecular function: heme binding; flavin adenine dinucleotide binding; acyl-CoA dehydrogenase activity.
UCCUCUCUUCAUCUUCCUGCGACACUUUUCCUCCAUCCUCCGCUGUAUCUGCUAGUGUUUUCAUUUGUACAAUGGCCACCAAGGAGAUGAAGAAGUUCACUCGUGACGAGGUUGCCAAGCACAACACCCCAGGCGACCUCUGGAUAGUUGUCGAUGCGAAGGUGUACGACAUUUCGCGUUUCAUGGACCUCCACCCAGGCGGUGCUUCCGUGUUCCGCACAGAGGACAUCGCUGGUCAGGAUGCUACCGAGGCGUUCUACGGCCUCCACCGGCAUGAGAUCCUCAAGCGCCCCCAGUACGCGCGCCUCCAGAUUGGCACCGUCGACGGCGAGGAGAGCGUUAUCUACGGACGCGAGGUCGGGAAGGCGAGCGACGUUCCAUACGCCGAGCCGACGUGGCUCGCGGAGGGUUUCUACAGCCCGUACUUCAAGGAGAGCCAUAAGCGCCUCCAGAGGGCGAUGCGCAAGUUUGUGGAUGAGGUCAUAUAUCCGGAUGCUCUUCCUCACGAGGAGGACGGCAAGCGCCCGAGCGCACAUGUCAUCAAGGCCAUGUCUGACCUGAACAUUCAUGCUAUGCGCAUGGGGCCUGGAAAGCACCUCAAGGGCCUUACUCUGAUGGGCGGUGUUGUUGCCCCUGAGGAGUUUGACUACUUCCAUGAGCUCGUCAUCAUCCAGGAGAUUGCCCGGAUUGGCGCCCGUGGUUACGGUGAUGGUCUUCAGAGUGGUGCCGUUAUCGGUCUGCCUCCCGUCAUGAACUUUGGCUCCGACGAGCUGAAGGCACGCAUCGUCCCUGAGGUCCUCUCUGGCACGAAGUUCAUCUCGCUCGCUAUCUCUGAGGCCUUCGCGGGUUCCGAUGUCGCUGGUCUCCAGACGACCGCGACCAAGACUGAGGACGAAAAGCAUUGGAUCAUCAACGGAACGAAGAAGUGGAUUACCAACGGAGUGUUCUCGGACUACUUCACCGUUGGUUGCAAGACCGACAACGGUUUCACUGUGAUCCUCGUUGAGCGGUCAGAAGGGGUCGAGACAAAGUCUAUCAAGACCUCGUACUCUCCGUCUGCUGGAACAGCGUACAUCACCUUCGACAACGUCAAGGUGCCUGUCGGCAACACGCUCGGGCCCGAAGGCGGAGGAAUCUUUGUCAUUCUUUCCAACUUCAACCACGAGCGCUGGGUCAUGUGCUGCUCCGGUGCCCGUAGUCAACGCGGUAUCGUUGAGGAGUGCCUGAAGUGGAUCAACCAGCGCAAGGCGUUCGGCAAGCCGCUCUCUUCGCAGGCUGUCAUCCGGAACAAGAUGGCGCGCAUGAUCGCCCGCGCGGAGAGCACACAGGCCUGGCUCGAGAACGUCACUAUGCAGAUGUGCAACAUGUCGUACAAGCAGCAGUCGCAGAAGCUCGCUGGGCCGAUUGGUCUGUUGAAGAUGUACACGACCAAGUGUGCGCAGGACACUGCGGAGGAUGCCGUCCAGGUCUUUGGUGGUCGUGGUAUCACCAAGACCGGCAUGGGCCAGUUCAUCGAGCACUACCACCGCACGGUGACGUUCGACGCUAUCCUCGGAGGUGCUGAGGACGUCCUGGGUGACCUUGGUGUGAGGCAAGCUAUCAGGCAGAUGCCCAAGAACGCUCGGUUGUAGGUCUUUUGAUCAAGGUCGAGGGCAUGCACGAGUGUUGUAUGUGGCUUGACAAAACAUAUUUAUCCUGCAUUGAACUCUCUGAUACAUACCUGCAUUUGUCAACGCGUAAAUUUAUUCG